Messenger RNA from Verruconis gallopava, 615 nucleotides. RefSeq lists its product as uncharacterized. Bases 1 to 615 code for a protein of 204 amino acids. NCBI's taxonomy places the organism in Eukaryota, Fungi, Ascomycota, Dothideomycetes, Venturiales, Sympoventuriaceae. The record is from RefSeq and is a predicted model, not a curated record. The transcript has a single exon.
AUGGCUAUGACAACAACCGCUGCGAAUCUACCUUUCCCAUCCUCUUCAUUCGGCGUCAAAAUGAUUACUUCUAGCAUAACUACGGUAGGAUCAGCCAGCAGUCUGGCCGUUGAGGUGCCGGCAAAUUCGACAACAAUCACAGUCACCGUCCUCGGUCGUCCGAAUCAAGAUCCAUACAAUACAUUGGCUGCAUCUGUUGUUUCUGUAAGCGAUCAGACGACAAUCUUUGCUCUUGGCUGUCGGCCACCAUCUUUGCUCAAAGGCAAUUUCAACACCUAUUCUCCAUGCAUAGAGCAGGAAGCUACUAUCACGGCUGCACCAUCCAUGUUCGCUUAUGUUGAUGCUGAUACGAGCCUGGGCUGUUCACAUGCCAGCAACGCGCAAAUGUAUACGUGUCGUGUAGACACUUCGGGUGGGCAGAUUUUAUCUAGUGCGUUCUUCAUUAACGAGUAUGGCCUGGGGGGACAGGCGGAAUUGCUUGUUACUGCGGGAUUAGAGAAAUUGAACGGCACUUCAAUUGUCAAGAGUGGUGGAGAUAGGACUAUAGUGGAUGAGAGAAUGCUAUGGCUUCGCUGGUUGAAUAUUGCAGUUCUAUUGUUAUUUAUGUGGCAUUGA